Molecule: messenger RNA, 1499 nt
Organism: Phytophthora nicotianae INRA-310
Lineage: Eukaryota; Oomycota; Peronosporomycetes; Peronosporales; Peronosporaceae
Exons: 1
Coding region: 156-1379 (407 amino acids)
Cellular component (GO): cytoplasm
Molecular function (GO): ornithine decarboxylase activity
Source: RefSeq, a predicted model, not a curated record
GACCGCGGACGUCUUCGUUUUCGGCCAAUGCACAUGUGCCACCGCACUAAUGACGGGGUCACUGACGGCUGUCGCCUCUAGUGCAACCACCUCCAGCAUAUCAAGAAGGAGAUUGGACCCUCAUUACCCAAUUUGCGCUCGAACCACGUGCCAAGAUGACUACUACCGCUGCUGUUGGCGAGCGAGUGCUGAAUGCAUCUCGAGCCCACAUUGAGUCGUUGGGCGACAUGGCUGAAGACGCCUUUUACACUAUCGAUCUGCAGCACGUUGCGAACCAGUAUCGACGCAUGGUGACGCAGCUUCCGCGCGUGCUGCCAUUCUACACCGUCAAAUGCCACCCGGACACGCGCGUCUUGUCGCUACUGGCUAAACUCGGUGCUGGUGUGGACUGUGCCAGUCAGUCGGAAGUGGCAAUGUCUUUGAGCCACGGAGUCCCGCCCGAGCGUAUCAUUUUCGCCAACACGAUGAAGCAGCGCUCGCACUUGCGGUUCGCACGCGAGCACAACGUGCCUCUCACCGUGUUCGACUCGAGCGACGAGCUUGUCAAGAUUAAGCGCGAAUUUCCGGAGGCGAAACUAGUGCUGCGUCUACAAGUCGAUGACUCCAAGGCUCGUCAUCAAUUCGGCCCUAAGUUUGGAACCCCUAUGGUUGACGUGCCGGCACUGCUGGAGACAGCAAAGCGCCUGGAGCUCAAUGUUGUCGGUGUGUGUUUCCACGUCGGUGUCGGCGUUCUAGAAGCGAGCGCGUUUGUGGACGCGAUUGUGCGCGCCAAGCAGGCGUUCGCAAUGGGCCUUGAUGCUGGAUACAAGUUUACGCUGUUGAAUCUCGGCGGUGGCUUCGCUGGUGACGACCUCGGCCCUGUCACGUUUGAAGCUGCGGCACAGGCAAUUAAUGCAGUGCUGGAUGAGCUCUUUCCCGAAAGUAGCGGCGUGAGCAUCAUCUCUGAACCAGGGAGGUAUUUUGUGUCAGCGUGCGCCACGCUCAGCGUCAAUGUGAUCGGAAGGAAAGUGGAUCCAGAGCUCACCGAGCGUGCACGUACUUCCACUGAUGAAGCUGAUGCUGGCCUGCCGCGUUAUAUGUACGUCGUGAACGACGGUAGACAUGGCUCCUUCAGUACGCCCCACUUGUGUGUGGUGUCGACUCCCGUGGUACUGAAGGCAGCUAACGCUGAUGAGUCGAAAGCUGUGCCUUGCAGUGUGUGGGGUCCGACGAUGGACGGUAAGGAUGCCAUCACCCGAGAGACGUCACUUCCAGUCCUGGAAGUCGGCGACUGGAUCGCUUUUCCCCGCAUGGGGGCGUAUAGCUUCGCGACAGGCUCCACCUUCAAUGGGUUCUCACUGCCAAGCCGCAUCUACAUCGAAGCGGAGGAUACAGAAUAGUAAUAAGCUUACAUAGAAUAUUAAUUCACAGUAAACUUUGCAUACAAAAUGUAGGCUGACGUUGAAGUCAGCAAGUUGUCCUUUAAGUUGCAUAAAAGUUGCGCGUCUGAAUUGAAGCAA